This is a messenger RNA of Dromiciops gliroides (monito del monte), 3188 nucleotides long. RefSeq names its product asparaginase (gene ASPG). Bases 209 to 1903 code for a protein of 564 amino acids. The transcript has 16 exons. Gene Ontology annotation, molecular function: protein binding; asparaginase activity. The record is from RefSeq and is a predicted model, not a curated record. Gene Ontology annotation, biological process: amino acid metabolic process. Lineage: Eukaryota; Metazoa; Chordata; Mammalia; Microbiotheria; Microbiotheriidae.
AGCUCUCUGGUCAGGUCUCUCGCCCCAGCGGGUGGGGGGAGUGGGCAGGAGCCUCCCUCCUCCACCCUCGGCUUCGGUCCUGGAUGGCCCGGAGGAUGCAGCCUAUCUGGCCCCUGGGAUAUGAGGGCGGGGCGGAGGCGGGCACCCUCUGGGGGUAGUUUCUCCAGCCCCUGGCCCAGGCCCGGGCACUAGAGGACCAGGCUUGGCCAUGGCGCGGUCGGGGGAUGCUGUGCGGAGGCUGUUAGCCAUUUACACUGGCGGCACCAUCGGCAUGCGGAGCCAGGAGGGCGUGUUGGUUCCUGGGAGCAACCUGGCCUCUGCUCUGAGGAAGCUACCCAUCUUUAAUGAUGAGGAAUACUCUCGAGAACACCAGCUACCUGCAGACACUCUGGCCCUUCCCCUCACCAACCAAAAUCAACGGAUUAUAUAUACCAUCCUGGAAUAUGACCCACUUUUUGACUCCAGUGACAUGACAAUUAACGAGUGGAUUAAAAUUGCAAAGGACAUUGAGAGGAAUUAUGAGCAGUAUUUUGGCUUUGUAAUCAUUCACGGCACAGACACCAUGGCCUUUGCCUCCUCCAUGCUUUCCUUCAUUCUAGGAAACCUUCAGAAAACCGUCAUCCUCACAGGCGCUCAGGUUCCCAUCCACACUCUUUGGAAUGAUGGCCGGGAGAACCUGCUUGGUGGCCUGCUCAUGGCUGGACAGUAUGUGAUUCCAGAGGUCUGCCUCUUCUUUCAAAACCAGCUAUACCGGGGGAACCGGGUAACAAAGGUGGAUUCUCGGCGGUUUGCAGCCUUCUGCUCACCCAACCUGCCUCCACUUGCCACCGUUGGUGCUGAUAUCACAGUCAACCGUGAACUCAUGUUGAAGGCCAGUAAGAACAAACGACUUGUGCUGAACAGCAACAUGGAGAGAAAUGUUGGCGUCCUGAGGCUCUAUCCUGGGAUUACUGCAGCCAUGGUGAGGGCCUUCCUGCAGCCCCCCACGAAGGGGGUGGUGAUGGAGACUUUUGGCACAGGCAAUGGACCCACCAACCCUGAUCUGCUUUGGGAGCUGAAGAAGGCCACAGAACGGGGAAUGGUCAUCGUCAACUGUACCCACUGCUUACAGGGAGCUGUGACCUCUGACUAUGCAGCUGGCUUGGCUUUAUCAGGUAUUGGCAUCAUCUCUGGGUCUGAUAUGACAUCUGAGGCAGCCCUGGCCAAGCUCUCCUAUGUGUUGGGUCGGGAUGACCUCAGCCUGGAGGACAAGAACAAGCUUCUGACCAAGAACUUGAGGGGGGAGAUGACCCCCCUGCCUGAAGAUGUCCAGGUCUCACUUCGGGACAGCAAGUUUGUCCAGCUUAUUGCUAACCUUCUCUACCUGAACUGCAGUCAGGACCUUGAUGCUGUGAGAGACUCCCUGACUCCUACCUUGGCUUGUGCUGCAGCCCGAAUGGGGGACUUAGAGGCCCUGGAUGCCAUCAUAGAACUGGGUGGAGACCUGAGUGAGAGUGACUUUGAUGGCCGAACUCCCCUGCACAUGGCUGCCCGGGGUGGGCAUGUGGGUGCUGUCCAGUGCCUUCUGAGGAAUGGGGCAAAGGUGAACAGCUGGGACGGUGACAGGAGCAGCCCACUGUUGAUGGCCGUGAAGGGCAGGCACAGAGAUGUCAUCCGGCUCCUCAGGGAUGCAGGUGCUCAUCUGUCUCCUCAGGAACUUCAGGGUGCAGGAACCGAGCUCUGCAGGCUGGCUGCAUGUGGUGACAGGGACGGGCUGAUAGCAUGGCAACAGGCAGGCGUGGACCUCUUCCAGACGGGAUAUGAUGGGCAAACCCCACUGCAAGUUGCAGAAGCUGCUGGGAACCAAGAGUUGGUGAGUCUCUUAAGAGCACACAGGAUGGAGGCCAGGUCUGACAUGCUGUGAUGCUUUCAACACUCAGAGGGGAGAGGAAGAGCAUCUGAGAAACUGCUGGCUUCUGAAACCCUCCAUUGCUGAUGCUGAGCUUACCUUUCCUUCUCCUGGCAUUAGUGGCUGUGGGAAGGAAGGAGGUUGAAUGAGAGAUGGGGGAAGGGGAGAAGCUCCCUGUUGCCCACUUUCCCCUUUCCCUCCUCUACCACUGCGUCCGAAUGUCCAGGAUACCCAAAUCCUUUGGGGUUUUAAGAUCCAUGGUCUGUGAGUGAUUUCAUGUAACCCUUUUCUAGGUUUCUCCUCACUGACCCUUGACAGGUUAUUUAUAGUUCCAAGAUGAGAUUAGAACCUACUGUAUAUUUGUAUCUUCCAUUCCAGUUGACCUUAAUUUUUAUGGGUUUUUUUUCUCUCCAUCAGAGGCAAUAAUGUCCAUGAGAGGGGGCAGCUAGGUGGCUCAGUGGAUAAAGCACCGGCCCUGGAUUCAGGGGGACCUGAGUUUAAAUCUGGCCUCAGACUCUUGACACUGACUAGCUGUGUGACCCUGGGCAAGUCACUUAAUCCUCAUUGCCCUGUGCAGCUCUCUCCCCCCCCCCACACUUCUCCCCCCCCCAAAUAAUAAUAAUGUCCAUGAGAGGACAAAGACUCAUGCCUGUUAGGAGUUGACCUUUUUUUUUUUUUUUAGUUUAUUUGAAAGAAAAAAAAAGAUUCAGUAUGGAUGUUAUUCCUUAUAGUAAUACCUGUUGCAGAGCUGGCUGUUUGUCCAUUUUGCUUAAUGUAUGACUGUACUUUGGCAUGUCCAAAGAUUUUCAACAUAUAAAACCUUUCUGAAGGCUCAGUUUGCAAGAACAUUUGUAUCACCCUUAAGGUCUAGGUUUUUUGUUUUUUAAGUGGGAUAUUUGCUAAUGGCAAGUAACUUAGUUGUUAUCAUAUCUGUCAUGGAAAAAAAGCACCCAUUCAGUGUUGUAUUUUGUACCUUGAAAGUCAAUCUAUUUGGAUAGAACCAGAUUAUUGGAGAUAAAGUAUAGUAAAAUUGAAAUCACAAGGACUGAUUUUGGGUUCCACCUUUUACCAUUUAUUUGCUAUGUGACCUUGGGCAACUUCCCUUCCUUGUCCUUCUCUGGGUCUCAGUUUACCCAUUCCAAAAAUAAAAUGAUUGGGUGAAAUGGUCUCCAAGAUCCCCCCGCCUUUUUUUUUUUUUUUACCAUUGCUUGAGAAGCUUCAAUAAUUCCCUUUCUUCUCUGAGACUCAGUUUCCUCAUUCUAUAAAUGAAGAGAUUGAACUCAAUGCACCCUAAAGUCCC